GCAAAGGCAGAAGCCCUGCUUGACUAGGUUGUGAAGGUCAGAUAAUACGCGAACUUGAGCUGAUAUCUAAUUACAAGGAGCGUCCUCAGCUUGAGGCAAUUAUUCAGCGGACUUAUGGACUCAGUCUAUCCGGACAGAAAGUGUGUUAUAAUUGCGCGUCAAGACCUUAAGUUUCCAACUUCCCCUGACACCGGUGGGAUGCUUUCUGGAGUACGCUGCUGUUGACGGAUUAGAGUUUGAUUGCCGGUCUCAACGGCAUAGGCCAGGCUACCGACGGGAUGGAAAGGAGGCAGAGCUCAAGAGGAUACGACCUCGCUCGCCGCGGACUGUCGCAUCUUCUGCUCAUCCAAUCCUCCGCAUCCAAGACGAACGCCCAUCCGGAUACGUGCACCAAACGCCAACAAUGGUCGCCAUCACCCUCCCGCUCCUCGCGGCCCUCGCAGCAACUCCGUCGCAGUUAGGCAUCGUCUGCGCACGCUUCAAAGAAUCCCUCGAUCCCUGGGCGCCCGUCGCUGCGUCCACCUACCUGUACUCCAAAGGCGGCGUGCCGCAGAUGAACGACACCGUUCAACACUCCUCGUUCCGCUCCUACGUAGACCUUCCCAACAUCGGACGAGAGGGCCACACGCACCUGCACCACGUUGUAAACAACUACGACACCCUCGACGAGAUCAUGAUCUUCACGCAGGCGGACCCCUUUGACCUCAUCGCGCCCGCCGUGAACACGACGGAGCAGAUGGUGCAAAAGGCGAUGACCGUCCUGGCCGACGACGUGACGCCCUUCAACGACGCACUAUUCCACGAUGUCGCGGACUGGGGCAAAAUCGACUGGAACAGCUCGGCGCAGAAGCUGUGGAUCACGGCCAACCAGAUCAAGAGCCUGCAGCUUGCGCCGUACACGCCGGCGCAGUUUUGGACGAUGGUGGUGGGCGGUGAGCAUCCGCCGGCGAUCCGGGCGAUGCACGGCGGGACGUUUGCCGUCCGGCGGGAGACGAUUCGGAAGCUGCCCAAGGAGGCGUAUCAGAAGGCGCUGACUGAGUUUGAGACGGCGAAUUCGACGAAUCCGGAGGUUGGAUUCUUCAUGGAGCGCAUGUGGGCGCCGAUGUUCGCGGAGAAGUACCGGCUACCGAGCGUGCAGAAUCCGUGAUAUGGUUAGGUGUUCGGAUCCAGUCGGAGAAGAAUAUGAUCAAUUAGCAAAAAAAAAUGCA
Molecule: messenger RNA, 1208 nt
Organism: Colletotrichum acutatum
Lineage: Eukaryota; Fungi; Ascomycota; Sordariomycetes; Glomerellales; Glomerellaceae
Exons: 2
Coding region: 404-1147 (247 amino acids)
Source: RefSeq, a predicted model, not a curated record